Messenger RNA from Meloidogyne enterolobii, 689 nucleotides. Lineage: Eukaryota; Metazoa; Nematoda; Chromadorea; Rhabditida; Meloidogynidae. The record is from the annotation of a GenBank genome assembly.
AUGGUAGCAAGGCGAGGUCUUGUAGCACCCCAAAAUUUCUUCCUUGACUCUGUUAUUAGACGUUGUAAUAAUACUGAAUCCUCUUUUAUCCUGGCAAAUGCUCAAAUUUGUGAUUAUCCCAUUGUUUAUUGCAAUGAAGGUUUUUCAAAAAUGAUUGGUUAUAGUCGUGCUGAAACAAUGCAAAAGAAUGCAUCUCUUUCCUUUAUGUACAGCGACCACACAGACACUUCAGCAAUUCAAAAAAUUCAAAAUGCUUUAGAAAAUGCAAAAACAGAGCAAGUUGAAAUUGGCCUUUGCAAAAAGAAUAAGACGAAUGUUUGGUUAUUAAUGAAUAUAUCUCCAAUAAUGGGGAGUGCAGGAACUGAAGCAGGUGUUGGGGGAGGUCAUUCAGAAACAACAGAAAAGAAAACUGGCUCGGCAAAAGUUGGAGGGAGUGGGGGAAUUGAUAUUAAAAAUAAAGUAGUUUUGUAUUUGUGUCAAUUCAAGGAUAUUACUCCUCUCAAGGAACCGUUAGAGGGCGAAAAUAAUAAAAUCCUUGGUCUUUCACGCAUUUUACAAAUUGCCAGAGUAGCCAAAUAUAGACAGCAAUUUACUCCUAAUCAUAUCGAGACGAAAGAUCUUAAACCGGCACAAAGUGUUAUUGGCUCUAAUUUUAAUCAGGUAAAAAAAUGAAAGAAAAUUUAAAUUUU